Molecule: messenger RNA, 2028 nt
Organism: Larimichthys crocea (large yellow croaker)
Lineage: Eukaryota; Metazoa; Chordata; Actinopteri; Sciaenidae
Gene: kctd4
Product: potassium channel tetramerization domain containing 4
Exons: 1
Coding region: 331-1107 (258 amino acids)
Biological process (GO): protein homooligomerization
Molecular function (GO): protein binding
Source: RefSeq, a predicted model, not a curated record
UCUCUCUCCUCCCUGUAUGUGACGCUGUAUGCCCACCCACUCCUAAAGGGAGGGAGAGAGAGAGAGAUGCACAGAGAGCCAGUCUGUUUUCAGCUCCCAGUUCACUGUAGCUGCUCUGCCAGACUCAUCCAUCCAUCCACCAUCACACACUCUCACACACAUUCCCUCUCACUAUACGACAGCUGACAACACCUUCUCAUUUCCUCAGCAGUACCACCGCCACAGACUCACACAGCCAGUAACAAGAGAAGAGGAAGACUCGAUUUUUGCACUGCAGACAACACCAGCUCUGAGGAGGCUGGGUCGAAGGCUGGAGAGGGUGACUGGAGAAUGGAAUGGAACCUCAGAAGGAUGGAAAGUGAACUGAGGCACAUCAACCCGGACCUGCUGCAGCCCAGCAAGAGCUUCAAGAAGCCCUCAUCAGGCACCAUCACCAUCAACGUAGGAGGGUUCCUGUACACCGCCCACCGGAUGACCCUUUCCAAGCAACAGGGUUCCUUUCUGGAAGAGCUGGCCAACGGGAAGAAGCCGGUUCAGCACACUGAUUCCAUGGGCAACCCGUUCAUCGAUAGAGAUGGUCCGGUUUUUCGCCAUGUGCUCAACUACCUCCGAACCGGAGAGCUUCAGCUGCCCGACGACUUCCGGGAGGCAGGGCUCCUGCGUCGGGAGGCCGAUUUUUACCGCCUGAGCGAACUGGUAGAAGCCGUGGUAGAGUGGGAAAGCCAGAGGGCCGCCCAGCGCGAGGCCGCCUUUUUGGAGGUGACGGAUAGCCACGAGAGGUCGCAGGGCCUCAAGGUGUACUGCAGCGAUCCCAUCUUCAUCGACAAAGUCAAAGCGCGGCUGGUGCAGAUCUCCAAAAGCCGCUUGGACGGCUUUCCAGAAGAAUUUGUGGUGUCGUCCAACGUGAUCCAGUUCCGACACUUCAUCAAGUCGGAGCCGGGCUCGCGGCUUGUGCUGAAGGAGGACAGCACAUUCCUGUGCACACUUGACUGUCUGAAACUAGAGACAGUGAUGCUCGCACUGAGAUCAGGCUUCAAGCUGGUCACAAGCCUCGACAGCAGCAAAGGCUCCGUGGUGGCAGCUGAGGCCCUUCACUUUGUCAAGUAGGAUGGAGGGAAACCGAAGGAAGAUAGGAGGAGGUGAAGGAGGAGGAGGAGGAGAGGGGAAGGCAGGACGGGAAAAGAGCAGUGCCUGAUUUCAUAUCCGCCCUGCUAAUGUAAGGAGAUCGUGUAAUAUGUGCUGAGUAAUGUGUCAUUUGGUGAAAGAAGGAGAACAGGUGGGUUGGACUGUCUCACAGUGUGUAUAGUGGCUUACAGAUAAAGGAUUUGAUGAGUUUCGGGUAAUAGUGGAUGAUUUGAAAACAAGUAUCAGCAGAAUUGCAUUUUGGCAUCAACCUUUACACUGCUUCGUGAGCUAGUAUUUAUAAAAUUCAGACCAACUUAGCAUUUAUGUCUAAAUUGCAUUGGAUUAGAUAUGAAGACGAGCCAACAGUAUUCUAUAGAAAACAUGAAGGAAUCAUAACAUUGCUUCUGCUGCUUCGUCUACGGCUGCAAAAGCCUUCAAAACCAGCCGUGAUGUGCACCGCUGUGCCAUUCAGCUUUUACUACAGUCUGUGUGUGUGUGUGUGUGUGUGUGUGUGUGUGUGUGUGUGCGGGCGCGUGUGUUGCUAUAUACUGUGUGUGCUGUGUUUACUUCGUGCUUCGACCUUUUCUUUAGUUUAUUAGCCACUCUGGAGCCUGGAGGGAAAACCACAGCGCAUUAAUUGUUGUUUUCUGAUGGACUACCAAGUUCGACAUCCCAAAACGGACUGAAGCAACAUAAAUAAAAAAAUAAAAAAACGUUUCUCAGAUUGUGUCGAGUUCAAGUGCAAAGACCUGUGAUUAUUGUAAGGGCUUUGAAUCUAGCAUGAUGCAUGUGCACUAAAUAAACUGUGUUUGUUAGUGCUGUGAUCCUCUGUGAAGUCAGUGCCACGACAAUGCCUAUUUACUUUUCAAUGUGGAUAUUUUACAAAUAAAAGUGACACUGAAA